CAGGGUGCUUUGCGUGCAGGGCGUGGUGACGUGUAUUCGGUGCGGUCUGCGGUCCACCGCCAAAUUCAAACAGUGGAAGAAAGAAACAACAGGCAGCUGAAGCGGAAUAUUCUCAAAACUGCUGCUUUCAGGUUAUUCAGUUAAAAUGGCAUCAUCAAUAAUGGAUGGAUUGGGUAAAGCUGUGGUGGGAGUGUGGCGGGCGCACACAGUCCUUGAUGAGUCUGACGACGCUCAGAGCCCCCAAGAAGCCCCCGACCGUUUCCGCAAGCUUCGCUCUUCCUCUUCACUAAACUCUCUGCGAAUGUCUUUGCGUAAGCGUCUCCCCCUCCGCUCCGUCCAGACCAACUCUCUCCCAGAGAAUCCAACUUGGGAGGCCCAGAAGGAGCAGCCAAAGCCCAACAAAGUCCACAAACUUACUCGCAGUGCUCGCAACUCCGUCACUGGAGUAUAUCAGAGGCUGCAGAGGAGCAGAGAGUGCGCACGUGAGGAGUGUUUGGUUGCCACUCCAGGUACAUGUGAUGCAGAGGAAGCUGGCGCAUCAAACCCUCGCACCCCAAGACGUACGCCUGGCAGAGCUGCAACCCCGAGACGGACGCCCCGAGCAGCAGCCACUCCCAGGCGUACACCCGGCUCCAGAGGAAGAAGGACCCCCGAGGCUGCCGUCAGAGGGGUGAGAACAGGUGGAGGCCGGAGGCAGCUGGUCCGCAUGGCUGCACUACGAAGUCCCUUUGCCUCCCCCAACACAGAAAACAAGAGAAUAAAGUUUGAUGAAGAUCUGCAUUCAGUGUCCAGUGGGAUCAGGAGGCUUAAACAUCUGUCCAAGGCCUUUGAAAACAUCAUUGGCAGAGACAAAGGGACCAGCACAAAGGAAUGUUCUGGAGGAGCAGUGAUGAGAAAGUUGGACCCCAGCGGUAAACUCAGUCGCUCAAACCUCACACGUCGAGCCUCUAACCUCUCUACCACAGUGGGAGGUUGGGCUCACACAGCUGUGAACACUAUCUGCAAACCCAACUGAACAACAUGCAUGUCUGUAUGUGAUACACGGAUCCUUUUUAUAGACAUUUAUCCUUAUUGAUGUAUCACUGUUAGAUUUACUUUUAGUGUUGUCACUAUACUGGGAGACUGUUACACGGCAGCUUUUUUAUAUCUGUGAUGUGUGUAGUUUGCCGCAUUCAAGUAAUUCUUGUAUGUUUACAUAUCUUAGGUUAGCCUGGGUGAAAAACCCUCAUUGUAGCUACCAAAGGGAUUUGUAUAUUGUUGUGUAUGUACCUGUUUAGCUGCUACAACCACAUGUCUUUAGUUACAUUUGUAUAAUACUAAUAUUUUUGUUUUGGAUUCUCACUUUCUGCAUAGAAACGUUUUUCCAGUUUCUAAAAUAUACUUUAAAUUAAACACUGCACAAGACCAAAAUGAUAACUGCAAGAUUAACACUAAAUUCAGUGACGACGAGGAGAUGCCCCUCCCUUUACUUUAUAUGUAUGCAAUAAUGUUACUAACAUGUAUUAUUCCUUUUUUAAAUGAUGUUUGAUUAUGCUAAAUUAAAGUGGAUUUUCUAUGAAAGGGAACUGUUUUAUAUUUGAGUGGAUUUUUUUUUGUUCAUAUCUUUCCCUGAGGCAGAGGAAGGCACUUUGAAUGGCCCGUGGAUGAUUCUUGCAUCUAUAGUGUACACAUAAAUCAUUUGAUAAUGUAAUGGGGGAAGGUGUAAUGACUCAUUACCUGAUGUCAGCUAUAAUUAUGUUAUAAAGCCAUAUCCAGCAGCUUAUUAGUGUUGUGACUUUCAAAAUAACAUUUCAAAGGAAGAAACAUUUUUCCUCUGCCAAUUUCUGUGUAUCGGUACGCUUUUCCGCAGUGAUGAAAAGGAGAUGACGUGCCAAAAUGUGAAGAAAAAACACACAAUAAAGCCUAUAAACUAUAA
This is a messenger RNA of Trematomus bernacchii (emerald rockcod), 1915 nucleotides long. RefSeq lists its product as uncharacterized. The record is from RefSeq and is a predicted model, not a curated record. NCBI's taxonomy places the organism in Eukaryota, Metazoa, Chordata, Actinopteri, Perciformes, Nototheniidae. Bases 146 to 1015 code for a protein of 289 amino acids. The transcript is spliced from 5 exons.